AUGAUCCGUUUGCUUAUAUUAUUCUUGAUGUUAUCGAGUUUGGGUUCGUUCGUUUCAUUAUCACCGCCGCUUAUCGAUAUUCCUGUUGCAGCGUUGUGCCAACUGGCCGCCGUCUAUUCGGAAGCGGCGAGGAAUCAAGAGUGCAGCAAUUGGAGUAGCUGGGGCAAGUGCGUCUGGCCGGAUCGCGUCAACAAUAAGCCCUACCUCAAGCAAGUGUCGGGAAUCUGUCAGCAGCACUGGUUCUACAGCUUCAUCAAACGAUGGGAGCCGGCUCUUAACAACUUCUACGAUUAUAUGGGCAGUGUGCUCAAAUCGAAGAAGCCUUGCGGCUUGUGCUCGUAUAAGCAAAGUUGCGGAUUCGGAGGAGCCGUCAAGUGCAAUCAGAGCCCAUUCACAGUCGAAGGCGGCCGUCCGUUGAUCCCGUUCUACGUCGCCGAGCGUCUCUGCUCGGCCAACGAUCUCGGCAAAACGCAGACCGAUUCGUGCGUCGUCGACUAUGAGAUGCUAAUGGAGAAUGGAAGUGAAUGCCAAUUAUGGCCGUCGCCAAAAGUCGAUUUGUCGACGGUCGAGGAGCAAUUCAGAGAGCACGUCAACACCCUUAAAUGGUACACAUGUAUUCCACAAAACCGUAAACUUCGUCGUGGUCGCGGCAAGACGGCCAAAUAUCGCCACGAGAAGGUUUGCCGAUGCUGCUGCUUCCCAUUCCGACCAAAUCCUAAGACGUUCAAAUGCGAGCAUGUGCCAGGAAAUCCAGUUGCUCCUGGAAUGGAACUUCUCUCCAAUGAGCUCUAA
Caenorhabditis bovis is the source of this 792-nucleotide messenger RNA. The record is from the annotation of a GenBank genome assembly. Lineage: Eukaryota; Metazoa; Nematoda; Chromadorea; Rhabditida; Rhabditidae.